CUGUAACUCACAGCUGAUGAGCGUCAGGUGAAUGUAUGAAUAUCUGAAGACGAUGGGAUGAUAUGAAAGAAUGUGUAAGCUUGUUUUGGAUUACAUUCCUGAUCAACUCUGAAUGGGAAUACUCAGCAGACAACCUGUGAUGGAAGAUUAACAUUAAGCGUCUUCUCAUCAGCAUUGACAACAACGGUAGAAUCUAUAAUAACUUUAAGUCCUGAGGAGCGAGCUUUGGUAAAGGUUCUUCCACAAUGAGAGACCGCUUGGAAGAGCUGCAGCAAAGGGUUCAAGACAUUUCUGAGGCAGCGGGUGAGAAUACCAGCCCUUUCUCAGUGGAGGUGGAUAAUGGUGACUCUGUGGCGGUCAUCACACCACAGGCAGUGCUGUUUGAAGAAGAGCCGAUGAUUAAGAAUUUCCUCUCUGAAGCUCAAAAAAUCAGAGAUGAGAUCACAGUGCUGGACAUAGAGGUUCUUAAGUUUGGCCAGCAGCAAAAGACCCUGGUGGCAACCAUGCGUCGUUUCAGUGUGAUGAAGAAAGAAAGCAGUAUAACCCGCGACAUCAAGCUCAAGGCAGAGAGCAUCCAUCGACGCUUAGACACCCUUUCAAAACAAGUCCAAAGGACUGAGGACCAGCAGGGAUCUAACGCUGUUACAACGAGAAUACAACGCUCCCAGCAUGCAGUGCUGCACUGCAAAUUCCAGCAGGUAAUGCUGCAGUAUAAUGAAGGUCUGCUGACGAAGCAGGAGCGCUGUAAGCAUUUCAUUAUCCGGCAGCUGGAGGUAUCUGGAAGGGAUGUGACAGAGGAGGAGGUGAAUGAGAUGGUGACCACAGGAAAAUGGGAGGUGUUCAAUGAGAACCUGCUGAAUGAUGCCAGAAUCACACGAUCACAACUAUCUGAGAUUGAACAGCGACACAAGGAGCUGUUGAGUCUGGAGAACAAUAUGAAGGAGCUGAGGGACCUGUUCAUGGACAUUUUCAUGUUGGUGGAGGAACAAGGGUCCUACAUUGAACACAUCCAGACCAAUGUAGAAAGGACACAGGAUUAUGUGGUUGCAUCUAAUGAGAAGUUCAAGAUGGCCGCCAGAUACAAGAAGAAGAACCCACUUCGACAGCUGUGCUGCUGCUGCUGCCCUCCCUGGAAAUGCUGCUUUUAAAAUAAAAUGUUUACCUAAACAUUUUUUCCCAAAUAACAUUUUAUUUUAAAAGUCUCACUUACCUGUUUGGAAAAAAACAACUUUGGAUUCAAGUAUGAAGUGAAGGUUAUUAUGGCAUUACAGUUUUUUUCUGUUGAACAGUGAUGACGGUGAAGACGGAUUCAACAGAGCAUAGAAAACAAUUAGGGGGGAGAGCCAGAAUUGGUAUUUGAGGCACUUGUUUCUUUCAAGAGGAUGUGAGGCGACGGCUAUUGGAAGAGACAGUUCAGUGAGUGCUACUCACUAACACUGCCGCUUAUUGGAGACCUUCACUGUCAACUGACAGAGGUCACAAACAAGCGGAGACCACUGCCUCUGCCACUGCUGGGUCAGCAAGACAGAGUUAUUUUCUUCCAUCUCUAGUUAAGGACAAUUUAUUUUUUUAUACAGUACGUGCACUUUAAGUCUAAUCUAUUUUUUUUAGUAACGUAGUGGAGAAAGAUUCUCUUUCCAAGAGAUUUUCAGCUUUUAUGUAUUCAUUUCAUUCUUAUUCCACAUGCUGAUGAAAACAAAACUUGUUUUACAAUUAGUCACUAGUCUCAUUUGCAUUUCAAAGUAUGGUAAUUCUUUGGAUGAAAAAAAUAUUAUUCCUUUAUUCGGUUUCACAGAGGCAGAGAUUCAAAGCAAAACUUUGAAUAACGAGCCUUGAUCAAAAUAUUUUCGCCAUGGUAACAAAACUGCAGAAAAUCGUUGAAGUGAUUAGUUUAAAAAAUAAGAUUUGAAGUCCUACUUUUGAGGAAAUAUUGAUUUUUUUUUUUUUGC
Molecule: messenger RNA, 1949 nt
Organism: Cottoperca gobio
Lineage: Eukaryota; Metazoa; Chordata; Actinopteri; Perciformes; Bovichtidae
Gene: stx19
Product: syntaxin 19
Exons: 5
Coding region: 246-1148 (300 amino acids)
Biological process (GO): synaptic vesicle fusion to presynaptic active zone membrane; exocytosis; intracellular protein transport
Cellular component (GO): presynaptic active zone membrane; synaptic vesicle; endomembrane system
Molecular function (GO): SNARE binding; SNAP receptor activity
Source: RefSeq, a predicted model, not a curated record